Cadophora gregata is the source of this 954-nucleotide messenger RNA. RefSeq lists its product as uncharacterized. Bases 1 to 954 code for a protein of 317 amino acids. The record is from RefSeq and is a predicted model, not a curated record. NCBI's taxonomy places the organism in Eukaryota, Fungi, Ascomycota, Leotiomycetes, Helotiales, Ploettnerulaceae. The transcript is spliced from 3 exons.
AUGCCACCAAAAACUAGGUCCCACGUGCCCACUUCCAAGAAGGUCAAGGUCAUCCUCAACACCAAGUCCCGCCCAAGAUUCAUGCGCAAGCUACCCCUUGAGUUGCGCGAAAUGAUUUAUAAGCAUCUAAUAGAUCCUCGUACUAUCGAAGUCGACUUCCUCUCCGAAACCCAAGCCGAAGCCCGCAUCCAAGCCAUGCAAAUUUCCAAGUCCAACGCCACCAAGUCUGCCAACAACAACGCUACCACAAUCCACUCAAAGUAUGCCGACUUCGAUAAUAGCUCUGAGGACUCUUCCGAUGACGACUACAAGAAAGAAAAGAAAUCUUCUCCAAAAGUCGAACGUUUCCAGUUUGUUAAUACCUCUGAAAAUCAGCUAGUUCUCCAUGCAGUCAACCGAGAAACUCGUCAUUUCGCCAUGAAACGAUAUACUCACAUCUUCAAGACAGCCUCAUCCCCAGGUUUGCUGUUCAACUUUAAGUUGGACUAUCUUUCCUUCACAGGUCAAAUGAAUACCAGUCACAAUGAGAUGAGAUACCGAUUCGUUGACCGAAAGGGCUUUCAAGAGGACAUUGCCCGUGUCGAAAAUCUGGUCUAUGUCUUCUCUCGUCAUUACAAGGAGCUACAAAAGGUUCAAAAUGGUACAGUCAAUGCUCGCACCUUUGUGACUCGCUUCCCAACUCUCAAGAACGUCAUCAUUACCCUUCCACUGGAGCACUAUAGCUAUUGCAUUUUCUGCAACCGCGAUGAGAAUAGUGGAGAUGAUUUUGGCAAUGACUUGAGAUCCACCAUUAAUACUCACAUCGACGAUGCUAAGUCUCACUUUGAAGACCUGAAGCAAAAGUUGAAGGAUGCAGGUACUGAGUGGGUUGCCCCAGAGCUUGUUUACAAGACAUACUGCCUCCGCCAACGCUGGCAACUAGUUCUUGAGGACAAGGCAUCCAAAAAUUCUUGA